GGCUCUGACUCUCGCCCGCUGGCCCCGCGCUUGUGGGGGGCGUGGGGGGAGCAGCGGCGCCCCCCGGCUGGGCGGGGCGUCCCGAGGGCCCCUCAGACCCCCGGCGCCAGGUCGGCCCGCCCUCCCCGCAGCCGCGGGUCUGCAGGGCAGAAGCCCGUGGGGGCCCGCUCUCCGGAGCAGCCCCACGGAGACCCCAGAGCCUGCAUCCCCACGGCCUGGAGGGGCACAAGCCAAGCGCGCUGCGUUUGCAAACCCAGCUGACUUGGAUUCGAAGUCCUGCCCCUUCCCCCUUCUAGCCGGCUGACCUUGGGCUGGUCCCUGGCCUCGUGCUGACCCUCGGGUGAUCCAUCCCCAAGAUGAGGGAUGACCCGAUCCCCGAGGACCCUUCGGCCGUCCUUAUCCGUUGAUCUCAGGUUGCUGACCGGAGCCCUCCCCUCGGUUCUUCGAGACCGAGGCGGGAGAAUCACGGAAAAGAGCGUUUUCUGCCUUAGCUGCUGACCCUCCUGCUUCGAGAAGUCGGGGGGGAGGGGAAGCCGUCCAGGAGGCAGCGACCUAGCGCAUCCCACCCCAAUGCUGGAAGAAGAAGCUCUGUAUUCUCAGGAGUCGGUCCAUUCUGAAGAAAGGAGACUAGGAGAUGAGGGUAUGGCUGGCGUGCUCUUGUCAGCCAGGUCUCAGGAAUCUGUGGCAUUUAAAGAUGUAGUCAUGGACUUCACCCAGGAGGACCUUCCUCAGAAAGACCCAUACGAGGACCUGAUGUUGGAGAAGUACAGCAACCUGGUUUUGCUGGGGCUUCCAGUUUCCAAACCUGAUGUGAACUCUGAGUUGGAGCAAGGAGAAGACUCAUGGAUACCCAGGAAAGAAGACCCAGGAAGCACCUGUUCAGACUGGGAGACUGUACCUAAGUCCAAAGAAUCACCUCCAAAUCCUGACGUUUUUGAAGAUAACUCAACUGCACCCAAAGAAGCAAUAAUGGAAACACUACCAAGAAUUGGAUCAAAGGACCCCACAUUUCAAGAGACCUGGGAAUGUGAUGGCAGACUAGAGAGGCAACAGGAAAACCAAGAGAGAGAUUUGAGGAAAGUAAAAAUCAUUCACAAGAAACCUUCCCCUAGAGAGAGAGGUCAUGAAGGUAGUGAACUUGGGAGGAAGUUUGGCCUGAGGUCAGUCCUUGUUACACAACAGAGAAUUCCUAUAGGAAAAAGCCUCCUUAAAUGUAAUACACAUAGAAAGAAUUCAGACCUAUUUAAACAUCAUAAGAUACAUGCUGGAGAAAAACCCUAUACUUGUAAUGAUUGUGGGAAAGGCUUCAGUUACUGCUCAUCCCUUUCUCAGCAUCAGAAAAGUCAUACUGGUGAGAAACCAUAUGAAUGUAAUGAAUGUGGGAAAGCUUUCAGCCAGAGCUCAUCCCUUGUUCAGCAUCAGAGAAUUCAUACUGGAGAGAAACCCUAUAAAUGUAACGAAUGUGGAAAAGCUUUCAGUCAGAAUGCAAACCUCACAAAACAUCAGAGAACUCAUACUGGAGAGAAACCCUAUAAAUGUAAUGAAUGUGAGAGAGCCUUUGGUGACUGCUCAGCCCUUAUUCAACAUCAGAGAAUUCAUACUGGAGAGAAACCUUAUGAAUGUAAUGAAUGUGGAAAAGCCUUCCGCCACAGUGCAAAUCUCACAAACCAUCAAAGAACUCAUACUGGAGAAAAACCCUAUAAAUGUCAGUGUGGAAAAUCCUUUGGUUAUUGUGCAGCCUUUAUUCAGCAUCAGAGAAUUCAUACUGGAGAGAAACCCUAUAAAUGUAAUGAAUGUGGGAAAGCCUUCAGUCAGAGUGCAAAUCUCACAAACCAUCAGAGAAUUCAUACUGGAGAGAAACCUUACAAGUGUAAUGAAUGUGGGAAAGACUUCAGCCAGAGUACAAAUCUCAUAAUCCAUCAGAAAAUUCAUACUGGAGAGAAACCAUAUGAAUGUAAUGAAUGUGGGAAAGCCUUCAGUGAUAGCUCAGCCCUUAUUAGACAUCAUGUCAUUCAUACUGGAGAGAAACCCUAUGAAUGUAAUGAAUGUGGGAAAGCUUUCAAUCAGAGCUCAUCACUUACUCAGCAUCAGAGAACUCAUACUGGAGAGAAACCUUAUAAAUGUAAGGAAUGUGGAAAAGCUUUCAGGUGUAGUUCAGCCUUCAUCAGACAUCAAAGACUCCAUACUGGAGAUAAAACCUAUGAAUGUAAUGAAUGUGGGAAAAAUUUCAAUGAGAGGUCAUGUUUAAAUAAACACCAGAGAAUCCAUACAGGAGAGAAACCCUACAAAUGUAAUGAAUGUGGGAAAGCCUUCACUGGUAGGUCAUCCCUUAGUAGACAUCAAAGAAUCCAUACUGGGGAAAAACCCUAUGAAUGUAAUGAGUGUGGGAAAGCCUUCAUUCAGAGUAUACAUCUUACUCGACAUCAAAGAAUUCAUACGGGAGAGAAACCCUAUAAAUGUAAUAAGUGUGGGAAACCAUUUAGAUGGAAUACACAACUUAUUCUGCAUCAGAGGAUCCAUACAGGAGAGAAACCCUAUGAAUGUAAUGAAUGUGGAAAAGCCUUUAGCCGCAGCACACACCUUAAUCAACAUCAGCUAAUUCAUACUGGAAAGAAACCGUAUGAAUGUAUUGUAUGUGGGAAGGCCUUCAAUGAUAGGUCAUCUGUCACUAAGCAUCAGCGAAUUCAUACUGGAGAGAAACCCUAUGAAUGCAGUGUAUGUGGGAAAGCCUUUCCUCACAGGUCAUCCCUUACUGAACAUCACAGAGUUCAUACUAGAGAAAAACCCUAUGCAUGUGAUGCAUGUGGAAAAGCUUUCAGCCGUAACACGUACCUUACUCAACAUCAGAGAAUUCAUACAGGAGAGAAACCCUUUGAAUGUAAUGAAUGUGGGAAAGCCUUUGGCCGGAGCACGAACCUUGCUCAACAUAAGAGAAUUCAUACUGGAUUAAAACCCUAUGAAUGUAAUGCAUGUGGGAAGGCCUUCAUUGAUAGGUCAUCCCUUUCUAAACAUCAGAGAGUCCAUACUGGGGAGAAGCCCUAUGAAUGCAAUGAAUGUGGGAAAGCUUUUAGCCACAUAUCUUCCCUUACGAAACACCAGCGAAUUCAUAAUGGAGAGAAAUUUUAGUUGAUGUGGAAAAUUCCUUAUAAAUUCAACCCAUACUCAACAUUAGAGAAUUCAUCCUAGAGAACACUGAGGUAGUGUGGGCAGUGAAAAGAGUUGGAUUUGGAAUCAGAGGACCUGGCUCACAUCCCAGCUCUUUCAACUUACCCUGUGACCUUGGGCAAAGUUAUUUAAACUUUCUGGGUCUUAAUUCCUCUUCUCUAAAGUAAGGAAGUUGAGCAAAACGAACUCUAAGAUUAUUUCCAGUUCCAAACCUAUGGUCUUUCAAGCAUCCUUUACCCAUUAAAGGAAUCAUAUUGGUGAGCAGUAAUAUGUACACAAAGAAUGUAGGAAAACUUUAAUGCAAAAUAUAGCACUUACUCAACAUUACAAUCAUGGAGAGUAACCAUAUGAAAGUGACAUGUAAGAAAGUCUUCAGAUGUACUUCAGCUCACAUCAAACAUUAGGCACUUUAAUGGAUCUGUGAUCUCCUUAAUGUGGAUACUCUCCAAUGAUGCUCAUUCUGAGCAACUUUUAUCUUCCCAUAAAUCUUCCACAGGGCAGUCUACCCAACAUGCUGGAAGUCUUCCUUUGAUUCUUGUGAAUCCUAUGCAUGCCUACAAAUGAAGCAUGUAGCCUCUUAAUCAGUUAUCACUCACUUUCACCACAUGAGCUACCUAACUUCUUUUCUGAUCAUGUGGCACUGUGACAUCCUGUAUGCCACUUCUCUGUUAUUUGUUGGAUGGGAAGUGUGUUACACAACCCACUCAUGCCCACCACUUGAAUUCUUUGGAGACAGUGGUAUUUUGUGGUUCAUAGCCAUACAGCAUCACUGAAAGAAUAUUGUUUUUAAAAAGGUGGGCCUUUGUUUCAGGAAGAAGCUUGGAGUCAUCAAAAAGACUGCACCGUUUCCCAAAUUCAAUCCAGCCUAGAGAUUGCUGUGCUCCUAUUCAAUCUUGGACCUAACUCUUUGUUAAUGUGCAGUCUUCCUAAGAUAAAUGUACUGAUAAACCAACUUUAUAGGCUGUCCAUCUAACUGCAUAUAAUAGUCAGGACAAUAGGCAUUAUUAAGCCACUUUUUUUUCCCUCUGGUAUGGAUAGUUAGGCAAACUAACAUUAACUGGAAUUUGUCUUAGAGAGUAACCAUAUGAAUGUUUCGUGUAAGAAAGUCUUUAAAUUCAGGUCAGCCCACAUAGAAAAUUAGAAACUUUAUUUUGAUUCUAUGAUGGAUCUGUAAUCUUAUUGAUAAGAGUAUUUCCUUCAGUGGAGCGGAUCACAGAUGAUCCAUGCUCCCUCAUUCUGUUCAAAUAUUAUCCACAUAUGUUUGAUAAAUCUUCCACAGGAGCUCCAGGUUUAAUGCAAUCCACACAAUGUCAGUCACAAACAGGAACAUAUGGAGGACCAUAGCAUUUAUAGUAAAUCUUCCAUUUGGAUUCUUUACUAAACAUCCUCCAUGAUGGUGGCAAAUAAGUUUGGCAACUACACAUUUCCCUUUUUUACACUUCACUUAACGCUAGUCUUGAGAGGGUUGUUGAUUGAAGUUUAUCUCAUAUUUUUCAAGGCAUCUUGUAUUAUUCCAAUAUGCAUGGGGGUAAUCCUAAGAACAUAAUGAAUUAAGAGAAAUCUUCUUUGACACCAAUCCUGUAAGUACUGGCUUUUCUUGCACGUUGCCUUUUAAUAGAGGAUUUCAACUAUAGCAUUCUUUCCUGUUUCCCCCCUCCUCCAUUUUAUUAGCCAUUUGAUGGACUUAAAUACGCAGUGGAACUAAAAUAAUGAGACUGACAUUUUAUGGAAAUGUACUAGAACUAAUGCAUCCAAUUGAGAAAAUUCAUUUUAAGGACAGAUCUGCUCUUUGCUACCUCACCUUGUAUUUAACUUUAGUUUUGGUUUUAAGGAAAGAAAAUUUUUUCUUUACAUUCACUCUAAAUUGAACAUAAUGUUAGAAUCUCAGCAGCUUAAAUUUUUUUUUUCAUUUCUAUGUAUUCUCUAUUCUCCAUUAAGUUCUCAUUAAAAUAACGUAGGAAACCAUUCCCUGACUUUUGUUCCUGACACUUAAUUAAUCUGGUUUUCCCACCCUCUGAGCUUCUUACUGGCACAGGGACUGUUGCAGAUGGCAGACAGUUAAUAAAUGCUUAUUGAAUUGAAUAAGAUACUACAAGGUAUAUUGAUGAGGGAGAAUGUCAUAAAAUGGGAAUUGACAAAGUUGGGGGAAUAUUCGGUAAGCUUAUGUAGUCAGAACUAUUUAUAUUUUAUAAUUCUAUUCCAUUGAUAUAUUUUUCUAUUUUCUUAAAUCUAGUACCAGAUAGUUUGAUUAUUACUGGUUUUGAAAUGCAAUAUGGUGAUAUACGCUUCAUUAACCUUUUUUUUUCAUGGUUCCCAUUGAUAACCCUUUUUCUUUUUGUGCUUCCAUGUAAAUUUUGUUAUUGUUUUUAUCUCUUUCUAAAAAGUGACUAAUUGAUAUUUAGUAUUAGCAUUAUUGUUAGUAUAUUUAAGUGAGGGAAUACCCUCUUCAAUUGCAGAUCUGUGGCAACCAUCUAUAAUUUGCUGUCCUAGCAACUUAUCUGGGAUUCAGGGAAGGUAAGUGACUUUCCGAUGGUCACAGAACUAGGUACGUGGCAGAGGUGGGUUUCAAUUCCAGUUCUUUCUGAUUCCAAGUGAAGCACUCUAUCCAUUAUGCCACACUACCUUUCUUGAUGUUGUAUUACAGCUAUAUAUUAUAUAUGAGAAAUAGUGACAGUUUUGUUAUACUACAUCAUUCCAACCAUUUUAGAGGCCAUUUCUCCAGUUAUUAUUUUUCUUUAUUUCUGUCAUAUAGUUUGGAAAUUCUCUUUAUAUAUGUCUUGGGUCUUAGUAAGUUAAUGCCCAAUAGUGGAUUUUUAAAAUUAUUAUAAAGAGUAUUUUUCUUCCUGUAAUUCUUCUUUCAUUUUAUUAAUGAUACAUAAAAAAUGCAGAUGAUUUUUGUAGGUUUAUCUUAUGCCCCCCUACUUAAUAUAGUCAUGCAUAUAUUAAUGCAUUCUGAGACUAAUUAAUUAAUCCUGAUUCUGAUUAGCUUUUAAGACCAGAUGAGAUCAGGUACCUCUCAAUCUCUUGGAUUUUCUAAAUAUAUAACAUAUUAUUUGGAAAUAAAGAUAGCUUAUUCAUUACAAAGAUACUUCUUUAAUUUGUUUUCAUGCCUUAUUGCUAUAGCUUGCAUUUCUGAAACUAUGGUGAAUAUUAAUGUUGAAAGUGAACAAAUCUGUUUUGAGUGAGAAUGUUUAUAAUGUUUCUCUAUUGCAUAUGAUAUGGUUUUAAAUAAAUACUAUAUAAAAUCAUA
Messenger RNA from Phascolarctos cinereus (koala), 6415 nucleotides. The record is from RefSeq and is a predicted model, not a curated record. NCBI's taxonomy places the organism in Eukaryota, Metazoa, Chordata, Mammalia, Diprotodontia, Phascolarctidae.